AUGAGGGUUAUCAUCAUCAUCGGCCACACACCACCAUCUCCUCCUGGAAUCCUCAAAACACUACAAAGAAGGGUUAUUAGACCUUUUAUUUCCAGUUGGGAACCAUGUAUCAGUGCUGCUGAUGGCUGUGUUGUGGGAUCCAGCUCUUCCCAGUGGGAGAGUGGGCAUUGUCUGGGCAAGGGCAGUGGUACACCCAGCAUCACCAGAUCUGCUUAUGAACACUUUGAUGAAAUCCUCCGAGAAACCUCAGAAAUGCUUGGGAGUUGGGAGGUGGUGGUGGAAGUUAACAGUGAAUUUAGAAUCCAGAAGUUAAUAGAUACUACUACUUUAUCCUGCCCAUUCAAGGUAAGAGAUUACAACACCAAAAAUGGCACCAUCAAGUGGCAUUCAAUCAGGAGGCAAAAACGUGAAUGGAUCAAGUUCGCUGCAGCCUGUCGUGAAGGUGAAGACAAUUCAAAGAGGAACCCAAUUGCCAAAAUUCACUCAGAUUGUGCUGCAAACCAGCAAGUUACAUACCGCAUCUCUGGAGUAGGAAUUGAUCAGCCACCUUAUGGAAUCUUCAUUAUUAAUCAAAAAACUGGUGAAAUUAAUAUAACAUCCAUAGUUGAUCGAGAGGUCACCCCUUUUUUCAUUAUCUAUUGCCGGGCUCUGAAUUCCAUGGGUCAAGAUUUAGAGAGGCCUCUCGAGCUCAGAGUCAGGGUUUUGGAUAUAAAUGACAACCCUCCAGUAUUUUCUAUGUCUACUUUUCUGGGACAAAUAGAAGAAAAUUCUAAUGCAAAUACACUGGUGAUGAGACUCAAUGCUACUGAUGCAGAUGAACCAAAUAAUUUGAACUCAAAAAUAGCCUUCAAGAUCAUAAGACAGGAACCUUCUGAUUCACCAAUGUUUAUUAUCAAUAGAAACACUGGAGAAAUUCGAACAAUGAAUAAUUUUCUAGACAGAGAGCAAUACAGCCAGUAUUCCCUUGCUGUGAGAGGCUCAGACCGAGACGGUGGGGCAGAUGGCAUGUCAGCAGAGUGUGAAUGCAACAUUAAAAUCCUUGACGUUAAUGAUAACAUCCCGUACUUGGAACAGUCUUCAUAUUCUGUUAGUAUUGAAGAAAAUGCUCUGCAUUCAAAUUUGGCCCAGAUUAGAGUAAUUGACUUGGACGAAGAGUACUCAGCUAACUGGAUAGCAGUCAUUUUCUUUAUCUCUGGAAAUGAAGGAGGUUGGUUUGACAUAGAAAUGAAUGAAAGAACAAAUGUGGGAAUUUUAAAGGUUGUUAAGCCCCUAGAUUAUGAAGAUAUGAAGAAUCUGCAACUUAGUAUUGGUGUCAGAAAUAAAGCUGAAUUUCAUCAUUCAGUUAUGUCUCAAUACAAACUCACAGCAACCGCCAUCUCUGUGACUGUGUUAAAUGUAAUUGAAGGCGCAGUGUUCCGUCCAGGUUCAAAGACAUAUGUAGUGACUAGCAACAUGGGACAAAAUUAUAAAGUGGGAGACUUUAUAGCUACUGACCUUGACACAGGUGUAGCUUCAACAACUGUUAGAUAUGUAAUGGGAAAUAAUCCUGCUAACCUACUUGAUAUUGACUCAAGAACAGGCAUAAUUACUUUGAGAAAUGCAGUUACCAUGGAACAAUAUAAAAUGCUUGGGGGGAAAUACCAAGGAACAAUUCUAUCUAUAGAUGAUACUCUUCAAAGAACUUGUACUGGAACAAUUAAUAUUAACCUCGACGGUUCCGGCUGGGAAGAUGAAGAUAAAAGUAAUCAGGGAACCACUACUGAAGGCGAUGGAAAUGACGGCGGUGGAAGUGCCACUGGAGGUGCCACUGGAGGUGACACCGGAGGUGACACCAGUACUAACACAGCCGACAAAACUUCCACUGAUUACGGCGGUGGUACCAAUACAGACGGCAACACCUAUGACCGACCAGAUGGUGGUUACCAGAGAAAUCCCUUAGAUAAUGUCCAUUUUGGUCCUGCUGGCAUUGGACUACUCAUCAUGGGAUUCUUGGUCCUAGGAUUGGUCCCGUUUUUGUUGAUCUGUUGUGACUGCGGCGGCGCCCCUCGUGGGGGCGCUGGCUUUGAGCCUGUCCCCGAAUGUUCAGAUGGAGCAAUUCACUCAUGGGCAGUAGAAGGACCACAGCCGCCUCCCAUAAGUGGACCCACUGUCUGUGUACCACCGGUACUACCUAGUAAUGGAAAUCUGAUUGAAUGCAUUGACACCUCAGGGGUUUACACAAAUGAGUAUGGCGGCAGAGAAAUGCAAGAUCUAGGAGGAGGAGAAAGAACAACAGGAUUUGAACUAACAGAAGGAGUUAAAACACCAGGAGUACCUGAGAUAUGUCAAGAAUAUUCUGGAACAUUAAGAAGAAAUUCUAUGAGAGAAUGUAGAGAAGGAGGUCUGAAUAUGAACUUCAUGGAAAGUUACUUCUGUCAGAAAGCAUAUGCUUAUGCAGAUGAAGACGAAGGACGCCCAUCCAAUGACUGUUUGCUCAUAUAUGAUAUUGAAGGUGUAGGUUCCCCUGCUGGCUCCGUGGGCUGUUGUAGCUUCAUCGGAGAAGACGUGGACGACAGCUUUUUGGACACACUGGGGCCUAAAUUUAAGAAGCUGGCAGAUAUCAGCCUGGGAAAAGAAGCUGAACCAUAUCCAGACCCUGAUCCCUCUUGGCCACCUGAGAGCACCGAACCGAUCUGCCCUCAGCAGGGAACAGAGCCCGUCAUUGGUGGACACCCACCCAUCUCCCCACAUUUCGGCACUACAACUGUCAUCUCUGAGAGCACCUACCCCUCAGGACCUGGUGUACAGCAUCCUAUGCCUAUUCCUGAUCCUCUGGGCUAUGGUAAUGUCACUGUGACAGAAUCUUACACCACCUCUGGCACUCUGAAGCCCUCUGUCCAUGUUCAUGAUAACCGACAUGCAGCAAACGUAGUGGUGACCGAGAGGGUGGUUGGCCCAAUCUCUGGCACUGAUCUGCAUGGAAUGUUAGAGAUGCCUGACUUGAGAGAUGGGUCAAAUGUUAUAGUGACAGAAAGGGUAAUAGCACCAAGUUCAAGUCUACCCACCUCUUUGACCAUGCCUGAUCCUAGAGAGUCAUCAAAUGUGGUAGUGACAGAAAGAGUCAUCCGACCAGUUUCUGGCAUGAUGGGCAAUCUAAGUAUACACCCUGAGUUAUCAAAUGCCCAAAAUGUGAUUGUGACAGAGAGGGUUGUUUCUGGCUCUGGCAUGAGCGGAAUUAGUGGCCCCGCUGGGAUAAGUGGAGGCAGUGGCCUGGUUGGCAGUGCAGCUGGAGUAAGUGGCAGUGGCAUUGGGCAGAGCAGCCUGGGAGGAGGUGGGGGCCUGAGUAGCAGCAUGGGGGGGACAGCCACCAUUGGCCACAUGAGGAGCUCCUCUGACCAUCACUUUAGCCAGACCCUUGGAUCUGCCUCCCCUAGUACAGCCCGAAGUCGAAUCACAAAAUACAGUACAGUACAAUAUACGAAGUAGCCAGGAUCCCAGCACACUUGUUCUCAGUAAUGGUGAUUCAGAUCCAGUUCCCACCACCAAAAAACUAACGAUGUGAUUUGUGAUGCACAACUCGGUGCUAAGAAACCGUGGAGCAAAGUGAGAAACCACAAUGGGAAAAAUAGAUGGAAACAGUGCUGUUGGGCAAGAGCUCUCCUGAGCAUUUGUAAACUUUUUUCUUACAUUAAUACUAAUGGGAUCGCGACAGUGAACUAAAACUUGAGACAGCAUCUUCUUUGUGCCUAUAUGGCCUGUAGGGUCUUCUUUGCUUCUGUGUGGCCUGUCAUGUAUCUCCAGCACAUGGAAUAAAUUAAGCUGAGUCACGCAAAGCACUGGCCUUAAGACGGCAAUUGGCACAAUUCUCCUUGCCCUGUUUUGACUUGCCAUGUAGCUCAGGCAAUAUUGAAAAAGGACUAAACAUGCAAUAUGUGCUCAUGUAUGUAGGAAGAAUUUGAAAUACGUGUCAGGCACCCUGUC
Panthera uncia (snow leopard) is the source of this 3960-nucleotide messenger RNA. It is a transcript of the gene DSG1, whose product is annotated as desmoglein 1. Gene Ontology annotation, cellular component: desmosome; plasma membrane. The coding region runs from base 1 to 3465 and encodes 1154 amino acids. Gene Ontology annotation, biological process: homophilic cell-cell adhesion. Gene Ontology annotation, molecular function: gamma-catenin binding; calcium ion binding. The record is from RefSeq and is a predicted model, not a curated record. The transcript is spliced from 16 exons. NCBI's taxonomy places the organism in Eukaryota, Metazoa, Chordata, Mammalia, Carnivora, Felidae.